This is a messenger RNA of Tigriopus californicus, 1449 nucleotides long. RefSeq lists its product as uncharacterized. The coding region runs from base 175 to 1404 and encodes 409 amino acids. Lineage: Eukaryota; Metazoa; Arthropoda; Copepoda; Harpacticoida; Harpacticidae. Gene Ontology annotation, molecular function: catalytic activity. The record is from RefSeq and is a predicted model, not a curated record. The transcript has 6 exons.
AACCAACGUCUUCACCCAAUUCUAAAAUAUAUGUAAUUCUGAAAUGUCUUGACCCGAUCAUACCCGUCCUUAGUCGAGCGGUUCCUAUAUGACCCAAGUCAAUGUCAACAAACCUAGAACUUGAACUGGCAAGGGCUACCCGAGCUGCCUACGCGGUAGAAACCGCCCUGCAUCAUGGCCACGCUAUGGUUGGCUCGUUCUGGCCUAGGUUGGAGCCGUGCCCUUAGACGAACCCUCUGCACGUCGCGUAUGGGCUCCGGUUCUGGGUUCGCUCUGGCAUCAAGCCCACGUCUGACAUGGGUAACCCGGGUCGAAGGUUCACACCCUUCUUUGCAACCACGAUGGACUACUCCUUAUUUAAAUCGGUGGCAUGCCUCCAAGGCCACGGACGACCCGCCAUCCGAGGUCACUUCCACUACCGAUAACAACCCCUCAGAGAAUGAUGAAGAUGCGGCGACGUCGGCGGAGGGUUCCCCUGAGAAUACUUCGGACUCGCCAUAUGCCAAUAUUGUUGUGGAGAAAUUGGACCAUUUUCAUAUCAUGACCAUUGGCAUCAAUCGACCCGAGAAACGAAAUUGCGUAGAUAUCCAGACCGCCGAGGAGUUGCACGCGGCCUUUGAAGAUUUUGAACGCGACGAGUCCAUGUACGUGGCCGUAUUUCAUGGUUUAGGCGGCAAUUUCUCGGCCGGCUUCGAUUUGGAAGAGUUGUCGAAGUACGAAGACGACUUGGCCAAUAAGAUUGCUGCCACCAUGUUCGAUCGGGGACCCAUGGGACCGACUCGAAUGGAGUUUACCAAACCGGUCAUAGCCGCUGUGAGUGGCUGGGCCGUGGCUGGUGGCUUAGAAUUAGCGUUGAUGUGUGAUAUGCGGAUCUUGGAGGAGUCGGCUCGGAUUGGCGUGCUAUGUCGCCGCUUUGGCGUGCCCUUGAUUGAUGGUGGAACCGUUCGAUUGCCGGAAUUGAUUGGCUUAUCCCGGGCCUUGGACCUAAUAUUGACCGGGCGAAUUGUGAAUGCGAAAGAAGCCCUGGAGUUGGGGGUAGCGAAUCGGGUGGUUCAAACUGGCACGGCUUUUGGCCAAGCCAUGAAUUUGGCACGAGAAUUAACCAAGUUCCCACAAGAAUGCAUGAGAGCCGAUCGCAAUUCAGCCAUUUAUGCUACGUUUUCGUCAAAGUCAUUAGAGAGCUCCCUCCAAUUCGAAAGCGAACAUGCUCUGCCCAUUUUGAAAAGGGAGUCAAUCCAAGGAGCUAAGAAAUUUGCAGAGGGCUUGGGCAAACACGGCAAAUUCAAUGUUAAUAAAGUAGUAGAACCUCAGGAGUGGCAAAAAGAAUUGGACGAAAUCAAAGACAACAUCAAAGAGAAAGCGAAGAAAAAUGAGGACGAUGACUCAAAGCUGUUGAAAGAUUGAAUAGGCUGUCCAUGAUUUGAAUAAAUUUGUUUAUUUGUUUUCAAA